Pecten maximus is the source of this 584-nucleotide messenger RNA. RefSeq lists its product as uncharacterized. Lineage: Eukaryota; Metazoa; Mollusca; Bivalvia; Pectinida; Pectinidae. Gene Ontology annotation, biological process: cell-matrix adhesion. The record is from RefSeq and is a predicted model, not a curated record. Gene Ontology annotation, cellular component: lysosome; extracellular region. The coding region runs from base 12 to 488 and encodes 158 amino acids. The transcript is spliced from 5 exons. Gene Ontology annotation, molecular function: calcium ion binding.
UUAACUGAUUUAUGAUUUGUUUGAUACAGUCCAAUUUUCGUGUUUACUAUGACUACACUGAAAGGAUGGCUAAAACGGUGGCGAUGGUUGACGGUAAGGAGCAGAUCUCUAUAAUCGACUACAGAAAUAAUGUCACCUAUAGCAUAUACGACGGUGUCUGUACAAAGAACGCCAGUUAUAAUGAGGCACAGCGUCUGUGUAUACCAGAUGACGCUGUGUUUGCUGGAAGUCAAAUUAUGGGGAGUCCUAAUAAUAGUCUCGUUGUAAACACAUGGAGGAUAACGACAAGUGAUCUGACGUUGAAAGUUACUGUCACUAACGAUACAUGUACGAUUGUACAGGAAUCAAUGUACGGCAAUAUCAAUGGAUCACCAGGUGAAUCAACCUACCUUUUGUCAGAUGUCACAGAAGGAGCGCUUCCUAAUGGAAUCUUCAACAUCCCUCCUGAAUGCAGACAACCGUUGACUGGUCCUAUUGUCGGAAGAUGAACAGAUAUCGUGCCGUAUGAUGCACUUAUUUAUGAUAUGUUUUGAAAUAAAUAGAUUGUAUACACAAAAGGAUUUGAGAAUGCUUUACAUAAGGAA